UACGGACGCAGUUGUGAUUGUGAAUUUAGGUGCUGCUCUAUCUGCGGGUUUACGCUUCUUCGUUUCGCAAAAUGGCGUAGUACUGACUCCGGGCAAUAACAAUGGGUUGCUUUCUACCUCAUUUUUCGCGCGAAUCGUAGAUAGAAUGACAGGCGAGGAAAUCUUCACAGCAAGCGGAGAAGUAGAC
Molecule: messenger RNA, 187 nt
Organism: Amoebophrya sp. A25
Lineage: Eukaryota; Dinophyceae; Syndiniales; Amoebophryaceae
Source: the annotation of a GenBank genome assembly